GACAGACCCGCUUCCCGGAGACCAAUCGUUCUGCCCCGCUCGAACCGACUCAGAUGCCGAUUUUGCGCCGUUUGG
Molecule: messenger RNA, 75 nt
Organism: Gryllus bimaculatus (two-spotted cricket)
Lineage: Eukaryota; Metazoa; Arthropoda; Insecta; Orthoptera; Gryllidae
Source: the annotation of a GenBank genome assembly